Molecule: messenger RNA, 2126 nt
Organism: Phaedon cochleariae (mustard beetle)
Lineage: Eukaryota; Metazoa; Arthropoda; Insecta; Coleoptera; Chrysomelidae
Source: the annotation of a GenBank genome assembly
ACUUCAGUAGAUUUCACUAUAGAUCGUAUAGGUGCAUCAGUCAAUCACUUGCAUGUGGAUUAUUAAAAUGUUUUAAAUAAAUGUAGUAUUGUAGGUAAACAACCGGUGAGCAUUCGUCUUCCAUUUCCAAGGUUUUUCCUCAUCAUGGCACUGAAAGUGAUUUUCGUAUUUUCCCUCAUAUUUGGAUUAGUACCUGCAAUAACCGAUGAAGAAUAUGCUUCUAUGCCAGAACUAUUCCAAGUGGACAACUAUGACACCUGUAUGAUGCUUGGCAAAAAAGCCUUUUACUGCAGCAUAACCUACCAAUUAGAGCCUAUCGACCAAAGAAAUCCUCCCAACAUAUGGAGAGUCAUAAAGGAAGCUAGUGCCUCAGAACUCCAUUACAGGCAUGAUAAGCUACACCUAAUGGCAUGUAUUCCGCAAAGGUGUCCAAAUGUCAGAAUUUACAAUGAAACCCAUCCAGAUUUUCACUCACAACUCACAGAAUGCUAUAAUCGGAAAUACAGAACAAUGGAUUUGCGAGGGAAUGUAUUAGAGGUACGAUGUAGAAGUAAUAAGCCGCUGUAUGACAUUGACAACAUGGACUAUAUCGCAGGGGCAAUCUUCACAAUUUAUAUUGCUCUUGUCCUGUUGGCCUCAGCAUACGACUACACCAGAAAAAGCGAUCCUGCAGAAAGUACAAAAAAUACCAAGCCACCUUUUGAAAAAUUUGUUACCGCUUUCUCGAUACCCACCAACUGGAACAAGCUGAAAAGUGUACCAACCGGAGAGGAUUUCGAUAAAUUGAAGUCUGUCCAAGGCAUCAGGGUCUACAUGACUGUUUUGGUUAUAAUGGUACACACUAGCAUAACUUUCGUCGGAGUCCCUUUGAUCAAUCCAAGAUUUUUCGAACAGAGUAACGAUAAUCCAGAUUUCACUACUGAGAUCCCGAAAAGAGGUAUCUACCUCCUGUCGUUCCAUUUUAUGAUGUCUUCUUGGAUGUUGAUGAUCUCUAUGUUGGCUAAGGCUGACAGAAAUGAAGAAAUCACACUUGGUUUCAUAGUCAAAACAGUCAUCAAAAGAUAUGUGAGAUUUUUACCUUCGAUUAUAGUGAUAGUAGGGUUUUAUGCCACAUGGGCUAGACACAUUCCUUUUGGUCCAUUUUGGGAAGGAAUGUGCGAAGAAGUGAACAGAUGUAGGAAAAACUGGUGGGCCAAUAUUUUGUUCGUUCAAAACCAUGUCGAUCGCUACAACAUGUGCCAUAUAGUGAGCUGGUUUUUGGCAGUAGAAAUGCAGUAUUAUAUAAUUUCGCUCUUCUUCAUAAUGGCUAUGGUGAAGUUCAGAAACAAAAUACCAGUUGUGAUUGGUAUCAUGUUGAUGGUGAAUAUUGUCUUUGCAUUUUUGGAUCAUUAUCGACAUGGAUACCCAUCGACAUUAUCAGGAAAACCAGAGGAAACUUAUCGAGUUGUGUUCAAUAAAAAACCACAAUGGCACGACCAUUUUGCUAGUUAUCAUGCCAAUGCAGCAGGUUCCAUCAUAGGUUUGGGUUUUGGCUACUUCUACUAUAAGUACAAAAAUCAGCUGUUAUUCGGAAAAAAAGUAACUGUCCUUUUAUGGUGGAUUUCAAUUUCUAUUCUCAUGGGGUUCGUUUUCUUCUCACCAUUUCUUUAUAAUAUAGAUGCAACUGAGGUUAGUUCUGCUGUAUGGGUAGCACUUUCAAGGCCAUGCUUUGCCUCAGCUAUGGGUCUACUGAUCAUAGGCUUUUCUCAAGGUAUAGGAGGUUUUUAUAAGUGGAUUUUUGAAUGGGGUCCACUGAGUAUUCUGGCAAAGCUGUCGUUCACUGUCUAUAUUGGCCAUACUGUAUUCCAACAUAUCAGGGUGGGACUAUUGUGGUCACCUGUGCACUUUGAUUAUUUCACUUUUGUGGUUUAUUGUCUAGCAGAUAUUUUCGCAGGCUUCAUUUUGGGAUUAUGGCUAACUCUGUUUUUCGAAAUGCCAUCUAACGAAUUGGCUAACAUGAUGUUCAAAUCAAAGAGGGCUGUGCCAAAGAAGAAAGAAUAGAUUCAAAUUAUCAAGUGUCGUCAACUUGUCUUUUAUGUUAUGUCGUGUUCAAGAAAAUAAGGUUAUUAAUGUUAAAUGUUGAACGU